Molecule: messenger RNA, 152 nt
Organism: Diversispora eburnea
Lineage: Eukaryota; Fungi; Glomeromycota; Glomeromycetes; Diversisporales; Diversisporaceae
Source: the annotation of a GenBank genome assembly
AAGUUCUAACUGAAAGUCUGAAACUACUAGAUUUAGUUGAUAGCGUUUGUUGUUUUCUUAGAUACACUCGGUCUCUAGAAUAUGAAGACGAUUUAUUUGAUAAAUAUAUAUUAUCUGAAGUAGUUACUUUUAAUUUACGAGAUCCAAAAUAG